Messenger RNA from Camelina sativa (false flax), 2702 nucleotides. RefSeq lists its product as uncharacterized. NCBI's taxonomy places the organism in Eukaryota, Viridiplantae, Streptophyta, Magnoliopsida, Brassicales, Brassicaceae. The record is from RefSeq and is a predicted model, not a curated record.
CUCUAUACCAAAAAAAAAACGUUCAUUUACUCAAAAUAAUGUCUCUCGUGAACUCUAUGGGUUCAGAGGAGGAGGAGCAUGAGGUGCAGAUGGAGGAGAUGGAGGAGCCGGAGCUCAGAACAAUGAUUAUUCAGAUAAUUCAUCUUAUCGGGGAUUCGCAACCAGAACCAGAGUCUGAGCUUGUAUCACUCGUUAUUAAAAUAUUCAGUCUAGUCAACGCUAUGAAGUCGGAUUUGAGGGCGCAUUCGGAGCUAAAAUCACUCAUUCCUAGAGUAUUUUCUAUCAUCGCCUCUCAGGAUUUGGAGCCAGAUCAGUCUGAGCUCCCGUCACUCAUUACUCGAAUGAUCACUAUACUCAGCUCUAUGGACUCCAAUUCAUGGUCGGAGCAGGAGUCGGAGCUCGUAUCACUCGUUACUAAAACGACUUCCCUCGUCACCUCUAUGGAGCCGGAGUCAGAGACGGAGUCGGAGCUCAAGUCACUCAUUACUCAAAUCAUUUCUAUUGUCAGCUCUGACAAUUCGAAGCUCGUAUCACUUAUUGGUCAAUGGGAAUAUCUCCUUAUCUCACCGGUUUCGAAUACAGAACUGGAGCAUGACUUCUUAUCACUCACUAGUCAAACAAUUUCGCUCGUUAGAUCUAUGGAUUUCGAGUCGCAGCCAAAGCCGCACUCGGAGCUCAUAGCCCUCGUAACUCAGUUUCUCUCUCUACUCAGCUCUGUAUCGGAUUCGGAUCCGGAGUCUGAACUCAUAUCACUCAUCACUGAAAACAUAUCUUGUGUGGACGAUUCAGAUUCGAAGCCGGAGUUAGGAAUCAUACCACUCAUUUCUCGACUAGCAUUUCUCAAGCCGCAGCGAAAGAUCAUAUCAGUCGUUAGACGAAUGGUCUCUCUCGUCGGGUCUAUGACUUCAGAUUCGGAGCCAGUAGAUCAACUUAUCUCCGUAUGCCCUCAAAUGGGAGUAGUUUUCGAACAAGGGAGGUUUCGCGUUAAUGAAUUCCCCAUAAGAUCCCGAGGAGAAAGAUGGAUAUGUGGCGCUGGAUUCCGGCAAUUAUUCAGCUUAGCAGGAGGAGACGACGCCGACGCCGACGCUACCCAUUUUUGGUGCCAAAAUUGCAAUGGCGACUACCAUGAAGAAUGUGACAAGUCCCCACCUCUCGUCGACCACUUUCGUGAUCAAAAACAUCUUCUUCAGCUUGUCGUGGCGAGGGACGGACAAACCAUGGAAUGUUAUUGUUGCACUGAAGAUCUCCUAUGGAUAUUUUAUUAUUGUGCGUCUUGCGAGAUUGCUAUCAAUAUAACUUGUCUGGAGAAGCCACCAGUCUUUUAUAUAGACUGUACCAAGUGGCAUGAGCAUACACUUACUCUGUUUCCGAGACAUGGUUCCUUAACUUGCAACCUAUGUGGCUUGGACGAUGCAAGAUCCGCUAUCUAUAUGUGUCCCCGUUGUAACUUUGUGGUCCAUCAAAAGUGUCUCAGCUUACCACGUGUCAUAAGGAUAUCUCGCCAUCCCCAUCGUAUCUCUUUUACCCCUUCUUUCGGCCAAGAAGCUCCCUCCUGUUAUAUUUGUCGCAAAGAUAUAAAUAGAUACUACGGAGGUUUUUGUUGCAUCAAGGACGAUUGUUCAUAUACGGCUCAUUCAAGAUGUGCCACACAGAGAAAUGUGUGGGAUGGCAUAGAACUUGAAGGAGUUGAAGAAGAAGUUGAAGAAGAAGUUCUUGACCCGUUUGUGAUAAUAAGCGACGGAAUCAUACAACAUUUCAGUCAUCCACAGCAUCAUCUGAGACUUGAUGAGAACACGAGCAGGGAGUACGACGAAAAUGAGCUGUGUCAUGCAUGCAUCACGCCAAUCUAUUUCGGUAAUAUCUACUCUUGUAUGCAGUGUGAUUUCAUUCUUCACGAAGAAUGUGCCAAUUUUCGUCGUAAAAUACAUCACCCGAUACAUCCACAUAUGCUCACUCUAGGAGAACGCACCGAUAUUAGGGAUAAGCCGAGAUUAUGUUCAGCUUGUCCAUGGUUGUGCACAGGUGGUCUCAUCUAUGAGUGCCGUAAUAAAGAAUGUGAUUUCCAGCUACACCUGCAGUGCGCUUCCAUUUCAGAGCCAUUGGUCCAUCCAAGUCAUACACAUUCUUUAUUCCUAACAUCCAAACCUGAAGAGUGGCAAAGAAAAUGUUCUGUUUGCAAAAAGUCAUAUCAUUGUUCCACAAAUGAAUCGUUCAAUUGCAUUGAGGAGGAGUGUGACUUUGCUUUGUGUUUUGUUUGUGCCACUUUACCACAAAAAGUGAGGUAUAAGCAUGAUAAGCAUAUACUCACUAUGUCCUAUGGGAACGAGACAAGUACCACGACUAAUUGGUGUGAAGGUUGUGAGGAAAUAAUAAAUCCAAUGGAGCGGUUUUAUGUGUGUGAUGAGUACUGUUGUGUCACCCUACACAUUGAAUGUUUGAUAGGAGCGGACAUUUACAUGAAACCCGAUUCUUCGUUUCACUUUCACAUGUUGCCGGGUUCAUCGGUUUCCUUACGCGGUAGUACCUUUAUAAAAAUCUGGCCCAAUCGUCAUAUGUGUCGACCUUUUUGCUCCAUAUGUAGGAAGCGUUGUCCACACAAAAUAAUUGUCACAGGGCAUUUUGAACUUCUAUGUUGUUCUACAUUUUGUUUAUCAGAACUGUAGAGAGUGAGUGACUAAGCUCGAUGGAUAUUGCUCUUGUUG